Molecule: messenger RNA, 1442 nt
Organism: Pseudopipra pipra
Lineage: Eukaryota; Metazoa; Chordata; Aves; Passeriformes; Pipridae
Product: gastrula zinc finger protein XlCGF8.2DB-like
Exons: 2
Source: RefSeq, a predicted model, not a curated record
GCGAGGGUGGGAGGCGAGAGAGGAGGGCCGGCCGGCCCCGGGAGGCAGAGUGGGGAGAAGUGAGCCCUGGGACCCCCCUGGCAACACUAAAGGGGACCCCGGCGAGUGGGAACCCCCCGGAGCCGCAAGACCCCCAGCAGCCCGGAGAAGGGGGACCCCCAAUGCAGGCAGAAGUGCCAUCAGGCCAGACAGGGGGGACCCCCAAAUCCCAGAGAGCAGAGAGGAGGAAUUCUGGGAGGGGAUUUUGGGCUGAAUGUUGGUGUUUUGGGGGUUUUUAUGGGCACAAGUUGCCCGGUGAGUCCUAGAGCUGGACUUGGGCAGGAGGAACCCCCAAGGCAACGCGCUCACACCUUGUUUUUCCCCCCCAUCAGGAUUUCUGCUUCCCAAAGCUUGGGCGGAUGGAGGAGGAGGCUGCGAGGAAGAGGAAGAUGCCGCGGGCCCCCCAGGCAGGCCCCGAGGUGAGGACGGAGAGCGCGGAGGACAAAUCCCGGCGGCAGAGCCUGGUGGGAGAGGCCGUUUUGAAGGGCUCCCCGGCGCAGGAAGGCAGCGGGGAGGAAAAGGGCCGGAGAUGCCCCCGCAGGAGGGGCUGCAAAGCCAGCCCAGGGGGCUGUGAGGAGGAAAGAGCCAGCGUGUGCCGGGAAGGCGGCCGGAGCUUGAGGCGGAGCUGCGAGCUGGUGGUCCCUGAGCAGCCUCCCAGCAGGGAAAAGCCCUUCAGGUGUUUGGAAUGUGGGAAGAGCUUCAGCAAGAGAACCAACCUCCAGAGGCACCAGCACAUCCACAGUGGGGAACGGCCCUACAUGUGUGGGGAGUGUGGAAAGAGCUUCAAUCAGAGCUCCAACCUGCUCCAACACCAGAUGAUCCACAGUGGGGAAAGGCCCUACAUGUGUGAGGAGUGUGGGAAGAGCUUCAGUGACCGCUCCACCCUGCGCACCCACCGUCGCACCCACAGUGGGGAACAGCCCUACACGUGUGGGGAGUGUGGGAAGAGCUUCAGUGACCGCUCCAACCUCCGCAACCACCGUCACAUCCACAGUGGGGAACAGCCCUACACGUGUGCGGAGUGUGGGAAGAGCUUCAGGAAGAGCUCCACCCUCCACAAUCAUCGACGCAUCCACAGUGGGGAACGGCCCUACACGUGUGGGGAGUGUGGGAAGAGCUUCAGUGACAGCUCCACCCUCCGCAACCACCGUCGCAUCCACAGUGGGGAAAGGUCCUACACAUGUGGGGAGUGUGGGAAGAGCUUCAGGCAGAUCUCCAACCUGCUCCGACACCAGAUGAUCCACAGUGGGAAAGGCCCUACACGUGUGCGGAGUGUGGGAAGAGCUUCAGGGACAGCUCCAGCCUUUGCAAACACCGUUGCAUCCACACCAGGGAAUGGCCCUACAAGUGCUUGGAAUGUGGGAAGAGCUUCAGCACAAGCACCAAGCUGCUCAGCCCCCAGC